This is a messenger RNA of Capronia coronata CBS 617.96, 2172 nucleotides long. RefSeq lists its product as uncharacterized. Lineage: Eukaryota; Fungi; Ascomycota; Eurotiomycetes; Chaetothyriales; Herpotrichiellaceae. Gene Ontology annotation, biological process: DNA-templated transcription; positive regulation of transcription by RNA polymerase II. The transcript is spliced from 4 exons. Bases 1 to 2172 code for a protein of 723 amino acids. Gene Ontology annotation, molecular function: DNA-binding transcription factor activity, RNA polymerase II-specific; sequence-specific DNA binding; zinc ion binding. The record is from RefSeq and is a predicted model, not a curated record.
AUGCCAUCGGGGACCCGUUCGAAUAAGACCAAUAUUACAGCCUGUAUCCGGUGCCGACGGAAGAAGAAGCGAUGUGAUCAGAAGCUCCCUAGAUGCAGCCUGUGCGAACUUGCCGGGACAGAAUGUGUGAACUACGAUGCGCUGACAUCGCGGCAUGUGCCCAGAAGCUAUGUCCGCGACCUGGAAGAACGUAUAGCUCUUCUUGAGUCGAAGCUCCAGGAGCAUCAUAUCCAUGACACCGAUCAUGAGACGACUUCAAGAUCUCCUACUACGUCGGUGACUGUUCCGGCUUCUCAUCUGGCGGAUUCAUACCCCCCGAACCGGCCUCGUCAAAAUGUGGAAGCUCACCCACCCACGCCAAUGAAUAACACGCUCGACACGACACUGGCAAUGGCAUUGGCACAACACGGCCCUACCGAGGAGCCAGCACUCUCUGAUGUGCUGUUGACAGAGCUUAUGAGAACAAAAAUUACCCCACACGGAGCUGAAAGACCUGACCUCGAGCAAGGACUCCAGGAGAAAGCCCUUUCCCCCGAUGAAUUCGACACUUCCCCGAUCUCAAUGCCCACGAGAGAAGGCGCGCAGAACCUUUUCCGGGCUUACUUCAACUUUGCGAACCAGAGUUUACCCCUACUCCAUGAACCAACAUUGGUACAAAAGUUCGAGCUUCUCAGUAGCACCACACGGACGGUCGACUUGACUGAAGCCAGCACAGAUCAUAAAUUGGCAGUGUUUUUCGUGUUUGAAGUCUUCGCAGUAGCGUUGUUGUUACUGCAGAAGUAUGACCCAUGGAGGAUACCAACGUCGAUGGCGGAGCGAUAUCACAAGACGGCGCUCAAGGCCAUCAAUGAAGCCGGCCUACCGAGCGAUGUAAGGGGCGUUCAGGCUCUUCUGCUUAUUGCGCAGUACUCUUACCACCAUCCCAUAGAAUGGGCUACCUGGAAGACAGUGGGCACAGCCAUGCGCCUGGCAGUCGAACUUGGCCUCCACCAAGAACCUCCACCAUCACACAAGCUGGAUGAUUUGACGCUCGAAGAUAGGAGGAGAACCUUUUGGGUUGCGUAUUCGAUGGAUAUCAACAUCUCAAUAACUCUGGGUCUGCCAUCAUCUCUAUCUGACGGCGUCAUCAUGGCCAAGGUCUUCAGUCAAGAGAACGACGAGAACAUCACCUCAAACGGUAUUGUAGUGGCUGAUGAAUCGACACCUAAGCCGAAGCGUGUCGCUCUCCACCUGCUUCGGUACCGCCAACUGCAAUCCGAAAUGCGGGUAGUGCUGUAUGAGAAACCACCUGCACCUUUAGCAUACAUCCCGGUCGAUCUGAGUGUUUGGCAACAGCAAAUGUGCCACCGUCUACAGAGCUGGUACAACGACACGCCGCGACCGGAGACGCUAACCCACCGUGAACAUAAAAACCUGGAGAACUUCGAAGUCACCUACUAUGCCGCGCUCCUCUACCUAUACCAGCCCUCGCUCAACAUCCCUACUCCGUCUGAGCAGGGCUUACUGGCACUUGCAGAUGCCGCAAGCAACACAAUCCAGCUAUACCGCCGGUUCUUCACGAAGCACCAACUCACCAUAUAUUGGCUGGCAGUGGAAACCCUGUUCUCGGCAGGAACCGCCUUGAUGUAUGCGUACGUGAAGUCGCAUUCAGUCCAAGAGCGUAUCACAUUUCGCCAUCUCGAAUCGCUCGUGCGUACCUGCUCGUCUGUCCUGUGGGGGAUGGUCGAGCACUUCCCUAAUUUCCGAGGCAAACGUGACGCAUUUGACCUGGUCGUAUCCAGGACUCUGGCAGACCUAAGCAGCAGGUCUUCCGUCAAUGGGAGGAUGGCAACGACCUCGAUGCACGACAAGAACGCCGGACACAGUCACAUCGAGCACAACAGAAACCGAGCGGACCUUGACUGCACAGCCGCCGGGUGGCGACAUGGGCAGCGACCGCCAGAGUCCGAAACAGGCUCCGCAGAUGCAGCCCAGUUCUCUGACACUCCGACGCCCGACAAUGAUCGAUAUCACAACCAAUACCUCCAACUACUAUCGUUGACCGCCGGGGUUGAGUCCAGUGGAAGCAACACACCUCAGGCGCCCUUCUCUUUCGCCGAGCUUGACCAGAUAUCCUUCGAUUGGGGCGCUCUUGAGAAUACAGCUGACUUUCCUACCCCGUCCUGGCUCUGA